Amaranthus tricolor (Joseph's coat) is the source of this 2012-nucleotide messenger RNA. RefSeq names its product LOB domain-containing protein 6-like. The transcript is spliced from 2 exons. Lineage: Eukaryota; Viridiplantae; Streptophyta; Magnoliopsida; Caryophyllales; Amaranthaceae. Bases 566 to 1627 code for a protein of 353 amino acids. The record is from RefSeq and is a predicted model, not a curated record.
GUGCGUUAUCUCCCUCCUAUCCUCAGAUUCGCCAUUGCCCACCCACAAACAAAAACCCUAAAACCCUGUUACCGAAGGCCACCCACGACCGGACGAGUGACGAUCCGCGCCACCCACCCCUCGCCGGCAUCUCUUGCUAGUAGCCACCCUUCACUGCUGUUCACUGAGCGAACCCUGAAAUCCCUAAAACUCAGUUUGUUGUUCGCCUAUUCACACUUCGCAAGACCACUGCUGCUGCCGUGAACCGAUGAACGUGAAAUCAAGGCCACCAAGACCAUCAAUUCUGACGGCCCACCACCAAACCCACACACCUUCAAUUCAAUUUAAAUAUUAUUUAGAUUUUUGAAAUCCCCAAAAGUUAGGGUUUUGUGUUUAUUUCAAGUUUCAAAUCUCUUUCUGUGUUCCUUGUCUCAUCGUCGUAGCCUAAACUGAGCAGCCGCCGCCAGCACUGGACAACCAAUUUAGCCGAACAACCAUAAAAAUUCAACAAAAUAUGUGUAUUUUGUGAAUGCAGUUCCAAGAAGCUGCAAUUGAAUUGCUUUUUGAGAUUUUCAGAAUCUAAUCGAUGAACAUGUCAUCUUCGGGUUCGCCAUGUGCAGCGUGCAAAUUUCUAAGGAGAAAAUGCACACAAGAUUGUGUAUUUGCACCAUAUUUCCCCCCAGAUCAACCUAAAAGAUUCUCGAAUGUUCAUAAGGUGUAUGGUGCUAGUAAUGUAGCGAAGCUAUUGAAUGAGUUGAACCCUAGUCAAAGGGAAGAUGCAGUGAAUUCGUUAGCAUACGAGGCGGAAAUGAGGUUAAAUGAUCGAGUUUAUGGCUGUGUAAGGGUUCUUUCUGUUUUACAACAACAAUUGCAGUCAAUUCAGAGUAAUGUCACACUUGCUAGGAACCAAUUAAGUUCUUUUAUCGGACCUGCUGGAGUAAUGUCUUUUUCGAAUCAAUUUAAUCGGGCCUAUCAUGCUGUUGCGACAGCUGCGUCUUCUUCUAGUUCUGUAAAUCAACAGAUUAAUAUGGGCUUGGGUCAGCGUCAGUGUCUGAGUUCGGGUCCAAUGAUGGGUAGUCCUAGUGGUGUUGUUGCAAGCCCGGGUGCAGUCUCAUCUCAUGUUGGUAUUGGGCAAUCGUUGGGGAUUAGAGGUCCACAAAAUCAACAACAGGUCAUUGAGGCCCACCAAUUAGCGGUUAUAGCUGAUAGAGAAGAGCAAGAUGCGAUGAUGAGAAACUGGGAACAUCAACAGCUUAUAAGGCUUGGUGGUAACAGUGGCAGUAACAGUGCCAGUGGCGGGUAUAACAGCCGAAUGAUUAUCGGUAAUAGUAGUGGUGGUGUUGGGGAUUAUAAUCAAGUGGGGUCCACUUUAGCUAAUGCACAGCCCUCAUUGGCUCUUGGUGCAUCUGCGAUUAAUCCUAUGGCUCAACAACAUCAACAUCAACAUCAACAUCAGCAGCAACAUGAGCAACAAGUAGAUGAAUCAUUAGGGCAGUUUUCAUUACGACAACAGCCUGCUACGACUCAUGCACACCAAGGACAUGUAGAUCAAUUUGGUCAAGGAAAUCAGCAACUUCUCCAACAUCAUUGGCGCCAGCAACAGCAACAUCAUGAUCUGCAACAUCAGCAGCAACAAAAGAUCAUCUAGAGGAUGGAACUAUUGGAAUCUUGUUAAGAGAAGAUAUACGUAACACAAUUGCCCAUAAAUUUUUUGGAGUUACUCUUUGUUUAGUUUAGUUUUAUAGGUGAUUUCUUCAAAUCUAGUCUCGUCAAUGUAACUUCCUUUUUUUCUUUUUCUUUUUUGUUUAGUUUUAUAGCUUAUUAAUUAUUAUUACAAAUUUUGUUCUUGUCAAAUGAAUAAUGUUUCGCUGAUGAUUACAGAAAGGAUGUGACUAAUUGAGGGUUUUUGAAUUAAGGUGGAGAACACUUAUGGUAUAAACUUAUAACUGUUGAACUGGUUUAUGGCUUAAUGCAGUUUCUUGACAGUAGUUUUUAAUGAAACUAAAUAGUAGGAGUAUUACAGAACAAUAUUU